Messenger RNA from Protopolystoma xenopodis, 423 nucleotides. NCBI's taxonomy places the organism in Eukaryota, Metazoa, Platyhelminthes, Monogenea, Polystomatidea, Polystomatidae. The record is from the annotation of a GenBank genome assembly.
UCGACCUCCAACACAAACAUCCCCACUGUAUUGCGUCCUGCCAACCUCUUUUCAGCUGAAUCAGAUUCGACGCAGUCUAGCCUACCAGACACCCAUGACUCGACGCCGACGCAUGAUAGAAUCCUACAGUGCACACUUGCAAAUCCCUUAAUCUCGGCCCUUCCAACCGCCAGAAUAGGCUCCCCAGCUCAACUCACCCCAACAACGACUGGGAAUAUUGUCGUUCAGGCAAUAGGUGCAUUAGCCGAAGAGGAAAUGGACGUGAUGGCUGUUGAAGGCGAGGGCACACCGAGCGUCGGUGCUGGAGGAGAUGGAUGCAGUGAGGAACCGCUACCUCCCAGACUGAGUAGACAGGUCUCAUUGGCCUCUCUCGAUCCCGAGGACGCUCUUCCCCUGAGUAUUGUUGAUGAUGAAAGCACAUAG